Molecule: messenger RNA, 912 nt
Organism: Penicillium malachiteum
Lineage: Eukaryota; Fungi; Ascomycota; Eurotiomycetes; Eurotiales; Aspergillaceae
Exons: 4
Coding region: 1-912 (303 amino acids)
Source: RefSeq, a predicted model, not a curated record
AUGGCAAAAAGAGGUGCAUCCGACUUGCCAGACGGCAAGAAGAAGUCGGAAAAGGGGAAGAAGGAAAAGAAGGAACAUAAGAAGAAAAAGAAGCAGAACUUGAAGAAAGGUGACAAGACGAGCAAAGUUAAUGGAGGGGACAUGCCUAAUGGGGACAUACCUAAUGGAGUAAAUAAUCAUGAGGAGGACUCAAACAAGAGGAAAUCACCAUGGGAUGAGUGCAAGCGUUAUCCAGUUGAUAUCAAUUCACUGAACCUCAAUGAUACGUUAAUGCACGAUGAUGAUGAGGAGGUGGUUGAGGAAGUUCCUCCCCACAAAAAGGCGAAGAAAAAUCCCAAGUGGGAGCAUAAAGGUCCGCAGCCUCUCAUCGAUCCUGAACAGCUUCCAGAAGGAUGGACGGCGGAUGAACCUGACCUGGAUACUAUGGAUAUUGAUGGGCAGAUUGCUCGAUGCCAUGAGAGACUGCAAGCAAAUAUCAUGCCCAUGGUAUUUGAGCAACGACUCAAAGAAUACCAGUCCGUAAAGGACAUGCAAGUAUACAACCAGAACUUAUAUCCUGAUCUCACACCCGCGGUUAUCGAACGAAUUCUAAGUCUCAGAACAAUCUAUAACGAGCUUAACGAGAUUCCGAGUCAUAAUGGAGUUCAGGUCAAUGGAUCUUCCAAUAUGCUGGAAUCGACGGACUCGAUUGCUGCAAGAGAACGUAAAGCAAGACAGCAGGAAAAUAUCAAAGCUGUUUUGCAAGCUUAUCUCUCAGGUCAAUUGCAAUGGAUGGAAGGAUAUGUAACAUAUUGGUCGAAAGGAAAGCAGCUUUGUCAACCUAGACUGUUUGACUGGGAUGAAUUUGAAGCAGUCUAUGAUAAAUUUGAUGGGAACAAUAGCUUCUGGACUGAAGGGAACGAGUUGAACUAA